UCAACUUUUGGUUGAAGAACCUCAACUUUUGGUUGAAGAACCUCACGUUUUGGGUGAAGAACCUCAACUUUUGGUUGAAGACCCUCAACUUUUGGUUGAAGACCCUCAAGUUUUGGGUGAGGGCGGCCAUCUUGGUGUGCAGGAGAUGCCGAAGGCGGCGCGGCCGCGCCCCGGCGAGCGUUACCGGUGGCUUCGCCGCGCGGCGCGGACGUUGGUGUUGGAGAACGGAGCCCUUUGCGACGAAGUGGCGCGGCUGGAGGUCAAAUGGCUCCGAGCUCGUGAGGAACGACGCUUCCUCCUCGCCCGUCUUCUCCAGCUCCGAGCGGGAAACCUCUCCGGAGAGGGGACAACGCCGCGGCAGCGCCGAGGAGGAGGUUCCCGAGAGGCCUCCAGCGAUGGUCCUGGAGGUGACGGACGGUGGUCCACCACCUCCCGCGAUGGCGGAGGAGCUCCUCCGGGGCCACCUCCCACCUCCCCAUGGUCCUCGUGGACCACCGAUGGUCCACGACCACGAGAAGAACCCAAAGAACCACCUCAACCCCUCCAUCCCAACCCCAGAGAUACCUCCAAACCACCGGAUGGACCUCGAGAAGCUCCAAAGGACCUCUUCAAACCCUCGGCCCCACCAGAACCUCCUUUAGAACCACCUGGUGGAGCUCCUCGGGUGGACUUCCCGGUGCCGUCGGCCAUCUUGAGGCCGGAAGGGACCUCCAAAGGGCGCCGCCGCGGUGGGACGGUGACGUUGCCGUUGACGUUGGGGCCGUUGACCGUCCACCACCUCGGGGUGGUCCCAAUGGGGUCCACCUUACCCAUCGGCUUCCACAGCACCAGGAUCUUCACCAGCGUCCACCACCCCACCAGGAGGUGCCUCUACGCUUGUCGCGUCCUUCAAGGUCCGCGUUGCGAAAUCGAAGCCCAAGAAGAAAGCGGUGACGUCGUUUGGGGUUCGACGCCGGCGCUUUGUUACCAACGUCUCCUUCGCCUCUUGGGAGAACCUUCCGGAAGCUCUGGAGGUGGUGGUGGUGGUGGUGGAGAUGACUUCUUCGGGUUGAGUCACCCCACGGUUCGACGCCUUCUUCGGGGCGAGAAGGGGGAAGAGGAGAAAGGAGGAGGAGGAGGAGAAGACAACGACGACGAAGAGGACGAAGAAGACGACGACGACGAAGAGGACGAAGAGGACGACGACGACGAAGAAGAAGAAGACGAAGACGAAGGACUCCACGCGGCCUUUGGGUAUCGCGACCUCUUCCUCGCGAGCCCCAACGGCUCCGAUGAGUGAAUUCCGAAGCAAAGAGAGGUUCCUGAGGUCCAUAAGGAGGUCCUGGAGGUCCAUAAUGACGUCUUGGAGGUCCAUAAUGACGUCUUGGAGGUCCAUAAAGAGGUUCUGGAGGACCAUAAAGGGGUUUUGGAGGACCAUAA
This is a messenger RNA of Cuculus canorus (common cuckoo), 1419 nucleotides long. It is a transcript of the gene FYRD1, whose product is annotated as transforming growth factor beta regulator 1. The coding region runs from base 146 to 1279 and encodes 377 amino acids. NCBI's taxonomy places the organism in Eukaryota, Metazoa, Chordata, Aves, Cuculiformes, Cuculidae. The transcript has 3 exons. The record is from RefSeq and is a predicted model, not a curated record. Gene Ontology annotation, cellular component: nucleus.